Molecule: messenger RNA, 1212 nt
Organism: Zasmidium cellare ATCC 36951
Lineage: Eukaryota; Fungi; Ascomycota; Dothideomycetes; Mycosphaerellales; Mycosphaerellaceae
Exons: 2
Coding region: 1-1212 (403 amino acids)
Source: RefSeq, a predicted model, not a curated record
AUGGAGACUUUCACUCAAGAAAUAUAUGGCCUAGACAAGGGCCAACGCUGUACCAAGACGCAGCUGCCGGCUUCGGUGCUGCGACAGCUCGAACAAAUCGCCCACCACGGCAUUCACCCUCACUUGAUACUUCAACACUAUACCGCAGUCUUUGACCAAGCUCUAACAUCGCCAGGCCAACACCAAGAACUGAGCGAUGUGGCGCCGGCGCCUCCACCAGUUCGAGAUGAAACCCCCAACACCACCGACCGUGAGGGUCAUUACGGCUGCCCUUGGUGCGGCUCCAUGAUCAAACUGGAGAAAGACUUCAUUCGGCAUGUCAAAGAGAAAUGCUGCCCCGAAACCGUUCUUCGCUGCCCUGAUUGCCCGAAGACUUACACACGCAAGCAUCGACUGGCCAACCAUCACAAAAACGUCCAUCCAACUCGGUGUGGCCCUGGACCCUGUACCCACGUUAGCAGUGCUACCGUGAAACUCACCAAUACCGAAACUCUGGGCUGCGGCUUCUGUCCUGAAUUGGUCCGUGGCGAUCUUCACGUUCACAGAUAUCUGCGUCACGUCAUCGACCACUACCGCGAAGGAGCAGUACUUGCGAACUGGCAGGCUGGACACCAUAUCCCGUUCCCUCGCAACGCUCGACCAUUUUCGCCACCUCCCAAGAUCGACCUCAGCGCUUCGCUGGAGAAUCAAGGCAGCCUCGGCGACUUUUCAGCGCUUCGCUCUGGCUUUGGUCUCGACGACUCACCUUUACGGAGCCACUCUGCAAUCAGCAAUGACUCCACCCUCUUCGAUGCCGCGGAAUAUACGACGACCAAUGCCGCCGCGAAAGCCAACUGGGACCCUUACUUCAAUCCCACUAAUAUGGCCUUCCUCCACCCCAUGCCUCCUAAUAACGAGCCGUCAAUGCCACAAACCUUUAAUAUCCAAUCUCCCGAAGACGACUUCGGCGAUAUGAUGACCUACAUCAACGACUACCCCGACUUCAUCAACAACACCUUCAUCGACACAUCCACAGACGACAUCAUCCCCCAAAGCCAAGCAGUGACCGGUGCCUGCGCCCAGCUCAUGGACAUCGGCACCGCUGUAGAAGCGCGCUCCUCGAUCUUCAACCCGACACCGCCGCUUCAGCUCACCAGAGAUAAUCGACGCUCGAAGUCCGAGCGGCUUCUGAGGAAGUUUCAGAGUCUUUCUCCGCUGAGGACGGAGUUUUGA